Molecule: messenger RNA, 1212 nt
Organism: Aspergillus tanneri
Lineage: Eukaryota; Fungi; Ascomycota; Eurotiomycetes; Eurotiales; Aspergillaceae
Exons: 3
Coding region: 1-1212 (403 amino acids)
Source: RefSeq, a predicted model, not a curated record
AUGAGAUUGGCUAAGCCCCAUCUUUCGCCCAGCUUGCCCACCGGAUUUCCACAGCUGCCCCCGUUGUCGCCAGUUUGGGAAUUCCAACCCGCCCGUGAUGGGAGCAACGAAUCCCUCGAUCGCGACCAGUGCCAUGCCGCAUUUCCCGGCCUCUUCGAAGACAUCGUCCGCGCCGCGGCGUAUUGGCGGUCUCACGGCGCUCUCUCUUCCGCGGAGUUGGAUCUUAUUCGGCUGGAACAAGGCAUGGCACGGGCAUUCAUCCACCGGGGCGAAUUACAUGUGGUCGCGGCGCGCGCAAAGGGCGAGGAUCAUCGCCAGAAAAUAUUAGCUGUGUUGAGUUCGAUUCAUCGUGCGCUGGUCGCGGACCCCAAUCGAGCUGUCCGGCCGAAUAUUGAGUUCGUCUUUUCAGUCGAGGACAAGGUGGAAGAUGUAACUGACCCAGUGAAUCCUGUCUGGGUGUUGGCGCGGUCUGCCACGGAGGAAGCUGUCUGGCUGAUGCCUGACUUUGGAUACUGGGCGUGGUACAAUCUCCAGAACUCGAUCGGACCCUAUGAUCAAGUGGUGGAGCGUGUCAAGCGGACCGAUGUUACUUGGGCAGAAAAGAAGCAGCAGUUGGUUUGGCGCGGAAAACCCAGUUUUGCCCCGAAGCUGCGUCGCGCCUUGAUGGAGGCUACUCGGGAUCAACCAUGGGGUGAUGUCAAGCAGGUGGACUGGCAUGACCGAACCAACGUCAUGCACAUGGAGGAUCACUGCCGUUAUAUGUUCAUUGCACAUGUGGAAGGCCGGUCGUAUUCCGCUUCUCUCAAAUAUCGCCAGGCCUGCAACUCGGUUAUAGUGGCCCACAAACUCCAGUACAUCCAGCAUCACCACUACCUCCUUGUUUCCCAGGGUCCGGACCAGAACUAUGUGGAAGUGGAGAGAGACUUCAGCGACUUGUCAGAAAAGAUGAGCCCUCUCCUAAACGAUUCGAGUCAGGCCCAGCGAAUUGCCGACAACAGUGUGCGAACUUUCCGCGACCGGUACUUGACCAAGGCAGCCGAGGCCUGCUACUGGCGGGCGCUUUUCGAAGGGUAUGCGAGUGUAUGGAAUAGCACCGUGCCCCUGUGGUCAGAAAUCUACCAGCGUGAACGAGGCCUGCGAUACGAGUCCUUCAUUUUAUUAGAAAGCCCGAUGAUGUUCGAAUUUAAAGCGACCGGAAGGCAUAUGCCGUGA